UGUUUGGUUGUCAAAUUAAAAUCUAUGCCUUAGGUUGAAUGGCUCGAAUUGCCUUUCUAGUUUCUAUUUAAUAUAUUUAAUUAAAAUUUUCAAAUAUAGUGUGCAAUGUUAAUUAAGGGAGACGUCAAUGGUAUAUAGCAUUGGCUAAUACUAAUUUUCUCCAACCUCUAACCGCCGUUCACAUCAAACUUUCGUGUUUUUGUGAUACAUAAUUGUUCAGAAAAAUGGAUGAAACUCUGUUUCUUAUUUUAUUGGCUGUUGUGAUGUUAGUGGGAUCCUAUGUGGCAGGAAGUAUUCCUUUAAAUGUGAGCAUGUCUGAGGACAAGCUCCUCAAGGUGACAGUGUUUGGAGCGGGACUGCUGGUCGGCACAGCCCUAGCUGUUAUAAUACCUGAAGGUGUAAGGGCUCUCUUUGACGAGAGGACAGUUCUUGUGACGAAGGACUACACUCCAGAACCAAAAGGCAUUGAUGAUUUACAUUCCGUCAUUGGCAUAUCUUUAGUUUUAGGUUUCGUGUUCAUGUUAAUAGUGGAUCAAAUGUCGUCGAGGUACAACGACGCCAGCAAUCCCACCGAGAAAAAUAUCACUGCCACUGUUGGCUUGGUCGUUCAUGCCGCGGCGGACGGCAUAGCGCUGGGAGCCGCUGCAACCACGUCGCACGCCGACGUGGAGAUCAUAGUUUUCCUCGCCAUCAUGUUGCACAAGGCGCCUGCUGCCUUCGGAUUGGUCACGUUUUUGAUGCAUGCCGGACUAGAAAGGAACCGGAUACGAAAGCACCUGUUAAUCUUCUCAUGCGCCGCGCCCAUGCUCGCCUUGCUCACGUACUUUGGCAUCGGCAACGAAAGCAAACAGACGCUGAGCGAUUUCAACGCUACUGGUAUCGCCAUGCUAUUCUCAGCGGGGACGUUUUUAUAUGUGGCAACCGUACACGUGCUGCCCGAACUCACACACCCACACUCGCACACGCACACAUUACUGCCCAUCCAAGAUGGCGUGCCACCAAAAAAAGGUUUCGCUGGCUUGCAGUUGUGUGAAGUUAUUAUUUUGACAGUUGGGGCAAUGUUGCCAGUUUUAUUGACUAUGGGACAUGAACACUAGUAGAUAUUAUUUUUGGUCUGUGCAAUUUUUUUUUUUUGUUGUGUAGAGAAAUGAAAAGUAUAAUGUUGCAUUUGAUUAGCUACAUUAAAAACGGGCGAGAUUUUAUAGUAAUAGUGUAGCCGGUAAGUUACCAUCUAUAUCUCGGAGUUUUUUUUUUUUGCUGGACAAAAAGAUGGCAUUUUUAAACCUCUACUUUAUAGAUUGUGAGAUGUUAUGUACCAUCAACAGAAAAAUAAUGUAAGUAAUGUAGUUGUAAGUUCUAAAGACGAUACGUCAGUGGCGGACUUAGGGUGGGGUAGAGGGGACAGUCCGCCGGAGGCCUCGGGUCUGGGAGGCCUCCAAACCUUGUGAAGUCCUUUAGUAAAACGCCAAAUAACGUUCAGUUGAUUAGAGCAAGUUUGGAGCGGGAAGCCUUUAUAAAAAUAAAGAAUGAAAAGAUGUUUCUGUAAACUUAAAAAAAAAUUCGUUCUCGUGUGUCUUUGUUGCACAUUACAUUUAUCGACUAAUUAUUUCCAGGGUUGGCAUUUUUUUCAACAACUGUUUUAAAAACGCAUUUUAAUCAUGUUUUUUACUUAGUUUUGUUUUUCGAAACUGUACUUUUUGCCUAACUCUGAUUAGUAUUACACUCAUGGGCUUCGCUAGGAGUCAAAUCCGCGAAAAAUAUAAUAUAUGAUGACAGAACGGGGGCCCCAUUUAGUGAUGCCGACGAGCUUAGUCCGCCGCUGCUCUAACCUUUGUCUCAUUAAAAUAUUCGACUAAUAAUUUCUUAGUAGUGGAAUAUUUUACAUAACUACGUUUUUUGUACAGUAGGUAAUACAUAUUCCAGAGAAACGGCGCUGUGCUUCCGUUUGUUGCCUAAUGAAAGGCAAGAAACAUUCAAAACUUAUUUUUCUUAUAUUCCUAGCCUAUACUCUUUCCUCGGAAGUUAUCUUUGCUCUCUCUGUUACGUACCUAAUCCCAUACAAAUGAUGAAAACAAAAAUCUCAGUGUGCGCUAAACGUUUUGAGUCACCAACCAAUCACAAACGAAACUAUGUUUCUAAUUUUGAUUGGUUGGUGACUUAAAAUGGUUAACACCCAUUGAGAUUUUUGUCUCUAUCAUUUGUAUGCGAUUACGUAACAGAGAGAGCGCUGUAUUAACUUCUUUUCACGGAUAGAGUAUAGAAAGUACUA
This is a messenger RNA of Maniola jurtina (meadow brown), 2269 nucleotides long. It is a transcript of the gene Zip102B, whose product is annotated as zinc transporter ZIP9. Gene Ontology annotation, biological process: transmembrane transport; zinc ion transport. Gene Ontology annotation, cellular component: membrane. The transcript is spliced from 6 exons. Gene Ontology annotation, molecular function: metal ion transmembrane transporter activity. Lineage: Eukaryota; Metazoa; Arthropoda; Insecta; Lepidoptera; Nymphalidae. Bases 225 to 1097 code for a protein of 290 amino acids. The record is from RefSeq and is a predicted model, not a curated record.